AUGAAAAAGCGCAAUGAAGAAACACAUGGGGAAAAUAAAAUGAAAAAACGCAAUGAAGAGUUCGACGACUAUUACGAUGUGUAUGAGGAGAACUGGACAAACGACACAUUCGAGGAACUAGAAUAUACACAGAGCCUGGAAAAAAAUAUAAAAAAAAAAUUAAGUAAAGAAGAGUCAAAACAAAGUAUAUUUUUCUGCACACAUGAUAAUACUAAAAUGAGUAAUGUGCAAGAAGAGCAACUAAAUAGGAGCGAUUUUAAUUUAAUCAAUGAGUUAGAAACUUCCAAGGAUGAGAAGGAGGAACUGGAUUUAAAUUUUGGCAGACUAAGCGAGGGGGAAUCUCCCCAGGGAAAUGGCCCAGGAGGUGGGUUAGGUCUAUCAGUCGACCAAAUGGAUGAUUACCAUUCUAGGGGCCAAACGUAUGACCAUCACUCCGGAGACCAAGCGGAUGACCACAUCAGUGACAAAAUAGGAGAAAGCAGAAAAACAGAUCAGGAACUAUUUUUAUUUAAAGACAUUUACGAAGAGUUGGAAAAAGGCCCGAACGGUGAUAAGGACAGCAGUCACCCAUAUGAUGAUAAUUUUUUCAAAGAAAAUAACGACAUAGGAUAUUUGGAUAAAUUAGAAUUCACUAGCAGUAACAACGAAUCAGAUAAUGCAGAAGGUCACUCCGGGAAUUUAUUCCAUAUGGAUAAAUCAUCCAUGGAAAUGUGGCAAGGAAUAAAUAGCAACGGUACGGAAAGUUACGGGAAUGGCCUAGAUUGCCUCAACCAUGGUCGCUAUAGCGACUACGCCAAUGGAGAUGACAUCAAUUUUUCCAACGAAUUGGAUAGUAGUCCACAGAGGAACGCAGUGUUUCUCCAUAGUGGGUAUAGCAUAUGUGAGGACAACAAAGUAGCUUCCCCGAAUGGAAAAGCUAGUCACAUGUAUCAUAGUAACAGGAGUAGAGGUUGCUCUGUCAUGAAGAGUCGGACUGGAGACUAUGAGGGGAAGUUAGACGUUCAGACGGAUAGCCCCUCCUCUUCCUUCUUUAAGGAGCAAAUGGGAAUAGGAGAAUCGGAAGGGGGUAGUAAAGACAUGGGUUAUUUCAAAAGGGGUGGUAAUGCAUCAGGAGGGAAUGGGGAAAACGCAGUGGGUCUCUCAAAUGGUGAUUUUCCAGAAGAAAUGAACUCACUUUAUAGUAAUAGAAGCCAAAAAGGUGUCGGAAAAUUUUCGUUCCAAAGUAGAGACUCGCACGCUAGCGUAGACAAUGUGCACUCUGGGAACGAUAUUAAACGAAGUGAUGCCUCUUGGGGGGAAAAGAAGGGUUAUGACAUCAGCAUGAGCAGUAGCAACUUUAACCGAGAGGAAUCUUUACACAGCUCCCACGACUAUAAACUCUCCAAAGCGAGUAGCAAAUUAAGUUUAAGUAAGCUUAAUGACAGUGCUAAAAAAAUAAGAAGAGUUGUUUUGCGAAGUAGUGACAAUGACGUUAACGCCGAUUCGUUGGAGGUGAAUUCGAAGAGCAGCGUGAAGGGUUACUGCUCCCACGGUGAAAGCAAACCUGAAGGAGUCAAUAAAACAGGUAAUCGCACCUUUUCCGUGAGGGAUAAACGCACCGAGCGUACUGAGAAUAAAGCAGCUAGGAAAAUAAUCCCCACAAGAAAAGACCGUGACGGUACUUCAGGAAUUAUGACAAAAAAUUUGAAACUAAAAAACGGAAAUAAGAAAAAAGAGGGAAGAUGGAAAAAGGAAGAGAAGAACCCUCAAGAAGGCACCAACCUUGAGGGUUUUCAAAAAAGACGCAUCAAUAGCGGUCAUAGCGGGAAAACAUCGAACAGUUUAUCUUCACCUAAAAAGAUUAAUCGUGUGUAUUCUUCAAACGAGUUAAGCAUAAGGGAAGGUUCUGUUCAUAGUACCUCAGAUAGCAAUUCCCUUUUUGUCGAUAAGAAAAGAACUAAGGGAAGGAAAAAUACCACUGACCCAUGCAACAGCAAUGACAGUACGGAUAUCUGCGUCGACUUGAAUGAUGAAGAAUCGUGGGACGACACGGAUAAGGCAACCGACAAAAAAGGGAGCACAAAGAAGAAAGGAAUCGUAGCGAUUCUAAAGGAUAGGUACAAAAAAGAGAAGAAGAAAAAGAAAGGAGAAGCAGAGGAAGGUAUUACGGAAAGAAGGCUCCGAUCUAUCGAUAAAGGUAAUAAGAAAAAAGAUGUUACGCUUAAUUAUGAGGAGCUUACUGAACAAAGCAAAAGUGAUCAACUGAACAUGUUAGGAAAGGAACUGAACAACCAAAUAAACAAACUAGAAGUGGAACAAGAUAAAGUUAAGAAAUUAGAAUAUGAGCUCAUUGCUAAAAGUGCAGAAAUAGAACUUGAGAGAGAAGAAAUGAGAAACAAAAUGGAAGAGGAGAAAAAAAAAAUGAUAAAAAAUUUAGAAGAGGAAAGAAAAAAGUGGAACAAAGAAAAAAAAAGAAUAGAAAGUGAAGUAGACAAGCAGAGGAGCAUCAUAAUGAGCAAAAGAAAACUAACCAACGAAGUAGCAAUGUUCAAAAAUAAAAUAAAAGAACUGGAAGAAAAGCUGACAACGGAAAAGAAACAGCACAAAAUAAGUGUUGAGAAAUUGAGAAAGGAGAUCGAAAAUUUAAAAAUUGAAAAUGAAAAACUCAAAACGGAGUUAAAAAUUUCCGACGAAUAUAGAAGUAAGCUAGAAAAUUACCAACAGAAAACUAUCAUGAAGUUAGCGACGAAUGUGAUUCAGGAGAAGAUGGUAAAAAAUGCCGAUGGAAAAAGAUUGCCUCAUUUUUCGCACUCCUCAGGAAGUUCCACCACGGUGAAGAGUAAUACAAAGGGGGAAAGUGGAAGGGGAAAAAGUGGUAUGGUGGAAAGUGGCAUGGUAGAAAGUGGCAUGGUAGAAAGUGGCAUGGUAGAAAGUGGCAUAGCGGAAAGCGAAUCGGAUUCAUUAUAUCAACCCACCAGAAGCGAUGACAAAAUAUAUCACACAAAUGCACUACGGGAAAGGGGCCCCUCUGUAGUGCCUUCCAAAGAGGUAAAGGGGAAAAACAAAAUUAAGCUUAACGAUUUAUUUGUGCAGAAGAAUGACAUGAAGAUUAGGCAUAGCGUUGUAAAGGAUGAUGCGUCUAUAGAUAAAAAUUUAGAAAAGAUGAAACUCCUAAUACAGAAAAAUAGAAAUGCCGAAAAGAGGGACAAGGUAUACAACGAGGAAGACAGCAUUAGCCAUACUACCAAUGAACAUGAUAAAAUUUUUAGAAAAUAUUUUUUCGACCAGUCAAGCAAAAUAAAUGACAAAUUAUCUUACAAUAGUGGAUUUACAAAGGAAGAGGAAGAGAAAGGGGACCCACACGAACAGCUCAGGAAGGCCUCCUUGCUAACGAACUACACCAAGCAGGAUAAUCAAAAUGGGAGAGAUGAAAAGGAACGAAAUGAAGGGUUCCCACUGGGAAGAGUUCAUGGCGAUACACCAAUGGGCGAUUCAGCGGAAAGGUUGACAAACGAGUUGGGAAUUCAUUCGAAGGGUGAUAAGGCAUCCAUGGUAGAAAGAAAUGGAAAGGAGACCAUACCAAAUAAUGGAUCAAAAGAUGGCACAAGUAGAAAUAUCCCCACUACGGAUAACACAGCGCAUAGGCGUUAUGGGAUGGGAGAACCAUCCUCUUUAAACACACCCACUGGUGAACUGAAAAGGAACAACACCAUUAAACGAAACAACACCAUUAAACUAAACAACACCAUUAAACGAAACAACAACGAAGGCAACGGUAGCAUUAACCACUUAAAUCCUUUUGGCAAAAACUGGGACUUCAUAAUAAAUUUCAAUUUUGACGAAUUAUUUAACACCUGCGAAAAUGUGAUAGAAUCGAUAUUCUCCUCCACGAAGAAGAUGAAAUAUAGACAAGCAUUUGUUGAUGGAAAGGUGGAAACGUUAUUUGAAGAUGGCUUACGAAUUAUUGAGAAAAACAGAAACAAAAAAAUUGUGGAUCCCAACAAUUUGACUAUUUAUUUGUACCCCAGUAAGGAUUAUCGUGCACAGUUGCCAAAUUCGUACACGCUAUUCCGCUUUGUAAACAAAGGCAUAUACCAAGUGAACAUACCGAAUAAGUGCCAACUGAAUAAAUUUCCUAAUGGCCAAAUAGACUGCAAAUAUACCGAUGGACACACACAAAUUUUAUUCUGCGAUGGGCGAAGGAAGGAGAUUCUACCUAACAGGGAGGAAUAUGCCAUUCUGCGCAACGGUACGAUAAAGAAGCUCAGUUAG
Plasmodium knowlesi strain H is the source of this 4251-nucleotide messenger RNA. Its product is annotated as spindle assembly abnormal protein 4, putative. Gene Ontology annotation, biological process: cilium assembly; centriole elongation. The record is from RefSeq and is a predicted model, not a curated record. Lineage: Eukaryota; Apicomplexa; Aconoidasida; Haemosporida; Plasmodiidae. Bases 1 to 4251 code for a protein of 1416 amino acids. The transcript is spliced from 5 exons. Gene Ontology annotation, molecular function: tubulin binding. Gene Ontology annotation, cellular component: centrosome; centriole; nucleus.